This is a messenger RNA of Mytilus californianus (California mussel), 1587 nucleotides long. RefSeq names its product GTPase IMAP family member 7-like. The record is from RefSeq and is a predicted model, not a curated record. Gene Ontology annotation, molecular function: GTP binding. Bases 121 to 1263 code for a protein of 380 amino acids. Lineage: Eukaryota; Metazoa; Mollusca; Bivalvia; Mytilida; Mytilidae. The transcript has 2 exons.
UUAAGACAAUAUUCACGAUUACAACACAUAAUAAACCAUGUAAAAAGAUUGGAUUUAUUUGCAUUUCACUUCGUAUGUUUGACGGUCGGUCAUGUUCAGGUCCAUUGCUAUAGGAGCAAAAUGGCUAGCUCAUCAAGCAGUAAUUUGAGGUUCGUUAUGAUAGGGAAAACAGGUUCUGGAAAGAGCAGCACGGCAAACACUAUUCUUGGACAGAGAAUAUUUGAUGAAACCCCUGGGGCUUCAUCAGUUACAAAACAAUGUGAUAUGAAAAAUGUGGAAAUAUUUGGAAAAUCUAUUUCAAUUGUGGAUACACCUGGACUUUUUGAUACGGACAAGAGUGAAAGCGACAUAAUCAAGGAAAUCGUUCGCAGCAUAGGAAUGGUAACUCCCGGACCACACGCUAUUUUAUUCACAUUAAGUAUUGGGCGUUGUACAGAUGAAGAAAUCAGUACGAUAAACAAAUUCGUGGACUAUUUUGGACAGCGUCUCCAGAAGUACGUCAUCGUUAUCUUCACCGGACAUGACAAUUGGAAGCGCUUCAACCUACAAACAUUUGAAAACUUUAUUGACACUCUUCCACAGAAUGUUAAAAAGUUUAUAAAUGAAACAUGCAAUCGGAGAUUUAUUCCUUUUGAUAAUACACUAACUGACAACGACUCUAAGCAUCAAGUCCAAAAGCUUUUCCAAAUUGUGGAUGAAAUGUUGCUUGCGAAUGGAGGAGAUUGGUAUACUGAUAUCAAUUACCAAGAAGCUGCGCGUGUAAUGAAGGAAAAGGAAAAAGAAGCGAUGCAAUUAUUAAAAGAGGCAGAAGAGAGACGUGAAAAAGAUCUAAAAGAAAAAAAUGAACAACUUUUAGAACAGGAAAGAAGAACAUGGAAAGAUCACAUGGAAGAACGUGAAAAAGAAUUCAACCUAAAAACAGAAGAGAUAUUAAAAUCUUAUCGUGAAUCCUUUGCAAAAUUCGAAUCAAAUGGAUCAAUUACCAUCAUGAAUAACAUACUUGCAGCUAUUAACCUUCUCAGAGGGACAACGGACACCAUCAGUUCUUGCAUAACACUUUAUGGUCAAGUCAAAAUCGCAAUGUCACAAGAUCAGUGGAUUUUCCCACAGAAAGAUUUUAAACAGUUUAAGGAAUUUCGAAACGUAUCAGGCCAUACACAGCGCUCACAUUUAAACAUUGAGGAUAUGCUUAGUUUCAAUUUUUCACAUGCAUACCAACGUCCAGAUAUUAGGAAUGUGUCCUUAGCUGGAGAUGUAGACUAGAGUUGUCUCAUUGGCACUCAUACCACAUCUUCAUAUAUCUAGAUUGUCAAUUUGCACAAACCAGGGAAAUACAAGCCUCUUAAUAUAGCAUAAACAGUAACAAUUAUAACAAGACAUUUUAUACAAACAGAUGACUUCAUAAAUAACACUUUUUUUAAAUAAUUUAUAAAUGGAUAAAGUCACAAUUUAAGAAAGUUAUGUUAUAAAUUAUGUCCGUGCCGAAGCAUUGACUACUAAGUUGAUGGCACCUUCGGGGACUGAUAGUCCAGUACCAGAUAUCGACCCAUUGCUAUACAAAAAUUAAAAUAAAACACACUUUAUCAA